This is a messenger RNA of Rotaria sordida, 2652 nucleotides long. The record is from the annotation of a GenBank genome assembly. Lineage: Eukaryota; Metazoa; Rotifera; Eurotatoria; Philodinida; Philodinidae.
AUGUUGCCGACGUUUCUCUUUGUUUUUGUUCUUCUAUCCUCAUCAAGUACCUUACGAUUGGAUGAAUUCUUUCCAUUUGGCCCUGAAGUAGGUGAUUCAACUAUGCGACCAAAUGAUGAUGAGAGUGAAGGUCCCCUUCAACUGACAUAUGUAUUCCCUUAUUUUGAUAAUAACCAUCGUCAAAUUUGGAUCGCCAAUAAUGGUUUAUUCUCUUUUCUUUCACCAAUCAGUCAAUUUGUACCCGAUCCAUUUCCUUUAGCUAACGAUAGUCGUCUAGUGGCUGGAUUUUGGUCUGAUAUUGAUACUCGAGGUGUACUUAAUGAUACUGGAAACAAAGUCUACUAUAAAGUUUAUGAUAGUACAGGAGUUUCGAACUUUACACUAGCAGUAUUUAAUAAAACAAAAAAUUAUGUGCGAACUUUUUUUCUUCAACAACAUCUUUUCGAGCCUACAAUGGUUAUUACUGCCACAUGGUAUCGUGUGGGCGCUUUCUCAAGUCAAACUAGUGCACUUAACACAUUUCAAAUUGUAUUAUCAACAGAUGGAGAUCGUAGUUUUGUCUUUUUUCUUUAUCAUGAUAUUCAAUGGACGCAACCUUCGAAUGAUUCGAAUAGGUAUGCUCAAGCAGGCUUCAAUGCUGGUGAUGGAAUUGCUUUUGAAAUGCUUCCACAUUCACGUACACAAGAAAUCAUCCGAUUGGUAAAUGAAAGCAACGUUAAUAUCCCUGGUUUAUUUGCCUUUCGUGUUGAUACUGAUAAAAUUAAUGCCGGUGGAUGUACUCCUAAUGCAUCAAUGAUUUCCUUUCGCCCUCGCAUUAGUUCGCAACUUGGCUCAACAGCUCUCAAUAUUUAUGGUCCAUGUUUUAAGAAUGAAACAAAAGUUAAAUGUCAUUUUGACUCUUCGUUACAAAAUAUCGAUGGUAUCAUUAUCGAUGAGUUUCGAGCUAUUUGUCUUACACCAUUUGCAUCUGUGCAUGGACCAGUGUCAGUAGAAGUAUCCAUUGACAAUGGAGAGACAUUCAUUUCCGCUGGUACUUUUACUUUUGCUCCGUUACAAUACGGUUCUGAUGAAGUAAUUAUUGAAACUGAAGACGGAGACAACUUACUUAGUGUCGAGCAGUAUAUUAAACUCCAAUGGCAUUUUUCUGAAAUGGUGAGAAAUACGUUUCCUAAUGAUACAAAAAUUGACAUUGAAUUAUGGAAAGUAAGUCUCAAUCAUCAAUCACAAUUGCAAAAAGAUAAUACACCUAUAAUGCUUGUACAAAAUUUGAAUCUUACUAAAUCGAUUCGUAUUCAACUACCUUCGAGUAUUUUUGCUCUUUCGACAUGUUUUAUUCGAGUCGUUGCUCACUUCAAUGCUCAAAUAUAUGCUGGAUUAAAUACAGGUUUACUAAUCGUUAGGAGUCAUCCAUCAUUAGCUCCCGAACUAUGUCAAACAUGGGCCGUACAACAACCUGAACCAUCAAUAUGGAACAACGACAGUCUUCUUUCAUGUCCAAUGACACGUUGGCAAGCGAUAGCAGCUGGUCGUUGUUGUUAUCAACCCGAUCGACAAUGUUAUAAAGGUAGUACGAAUCAGAACAAUUGCUGGCUUCAUCAAGCUCGUCCAGGACGAGAUGAACCAUCAGCUGUCGAAUGCUAUGUAUCAAUAACUUCAAAUUCUCAUGGCGCCGGAGCAGAAUGUUGUUAUGAUGAUAAUGGAACAAUUAUUACACGUGGUACAGGUGCAGGAACUGAUAAUCGAUAUCAACAAACAAAAUUUCCUGUUCAACAUUUUUUUCAUGAUACUGUACCCUACUUACAAUGUUGUAUGAUGAGCACAUAUACGGAAGCAUGUAAUAAAUAUAUGUAUUAUCGACCACCACGAAGAGGUUCUAAUACGAUGGGUAGUAAUGGUCAAAUGUGGGGUGAUCCACAUUUCGGAACACUCGAUGGAACCUCAUAUAUUUUCAAUGGUUAUGGAGAAUAUACUUAUCUAGCCAUUAAUAAUAAUACUUCACCAUCCAAUGCCUUCAAUGCUAGUGAUCAAACUUAUAUAUUUAUGUCACAAAUUCGAACUAUUCCAAUAUCGUUCAGUAAUGUUACUGUCACAAAAGGUUUUGCUGCUCGAUCUAACAAUGUCGAAAAUCAAUCUGUAAGCAUAACUAUUUCACGUCGUGAGCAUCUUGUUUUACGUCGUGGAAAUGAAAUUCUUGAAUUCGAAGAUAAUAUUAAUACACUUUUCUUUCCUGAAAUGACUAUUAGUCGACUUGAUGGUAAUAAUAAUAGUCACUUCUCUCUUUCAUGGACUAUUGGUGUGACUAUUGAAAUAAAUGUAAUUAAAAUGAUGUCACCAUCACAACAACUGGUGCUUAAUAUAGCUGCAUCAGUGGCUGGAAUUUUUCGUGGAAAAACAUAUGGACUAUUAGGUACUUAUGAUGGAAUAGAGAAUAAUGAUUUACGAAGUAAAAAUGGAUGCAUCAUAAACAGCAAUGCUUCACUUGAACAAAUUCAUAAUGAUUUUGGUGUUACUUGGUCUAUUGAUCCAUCAUCGUCGUUGUUUUAUUAUGAAUCACAUCAAUCUGCCAAAUUUUUCGAAGAAAAAAAUCGUGAAUUUGUUCCAUCAUUUAUUGAUCCCAUAAAAAACGACAAUUCCUUAAUUCGCUCUAAUUGA